AUGGAGGGCGGCAGCAACUCCAAGGGCACCGGCCUCGGCGGCCUCUUUGGCGGCGGCGGAGUGGGAUACUCGCACGCCGAUCUGGCCGGGGUGCCACUAACUGGAAUGAGUCCUUUGUCCCCGUAUUUAAACUUGGACCCCAGGUAUCUAGUACAGGAUACAGAUGAGUUUAUCUUACCCACAGGAGCCAACAAAACGCGAGGCAGAUUUGAGCUGGCCUUUUUUACCAUUGGAGGAUGUUGUAUGACAGGGGCAGCAUUUGGUGCACUGAAUGGUUUACGACUUGGCUUGAAGGAGACGCAGAAUAUGGCAUGGUCAAAACCUAGAAACGUACAGAUUCUAAAUAUGGUAACUAGACAAGGAGCGUUAUGGGCUAACACUCUGGGAUCUCUGGCUCUACUUUACAGUGCGUUUGGAGUCGUCAUUGAAAAAACAAGAGGUGCAGAAGAUGACCUGAACACUAUAGCUGCUGGAACCUUGACAGGAAUGCUAUACAAAAGCACUGGUGGAGUGCGUGGGAUAGCACGUGGUGGGAUCGUGGGUCUGACGCUGACCGGCCUCUACGCUCUCUAUAACAACUGGGAGCACAUGAAGGGCUCCAUAGCCCGGCAGUCCCUCUGAGCAGGGGCAGCCAGCACCGGGAAGAGGACACGCUUGCUUAGUCACCAAUCAAAUCAGUUGUGAGACCUGUCUGGUGCCUCUUCCUUUUUUAUUUGCAAUUAGUGUGAAACUGAAGGAAUCUAUGCUGGGAGGAACCUCUUGACGCCACAUAGCUGGACUGGCCCUUUCCUUCCUGCCAGCCAGUCACUGGACAGGCAGCAAUAUUUGUUGGACCUGCAAGCAAGCAGAGUGGCCAGCAAGAUAGAGUCUCCCUGACAUGCUCAUCAGCUAACCCUGGGCCAGAGCUACAAGGCAUGUUCAAAUCCCAUAGCUGUACCUGCUGUCUGCCAGGCCUGUUUGGCUGUGCAUGCUACAGCAGUAGUGCUGCACAGCAAAGCCUGUGUCUGCACAGCUAGGCACUGCAGGCUUUCCACACACAUCGCCUGGGCAGUGGGAGCCUUAAGGGGCAGCUGGCACAGGGCAGGGCAUGUUCCGGCAGCACAGGGUAAGCUGUAAGAAGGAACAUCAUUGUUAAUAAAAAGGGUGGUACUUGUGCAUGACUGUUUAUAUGCUUUGCUCUUCCUGCUGCUGGUAACACAAAGUGUGCUGCAUCCAGUGACUUAGUUACACUUUUGCUUUUAAGGACUGAUGAGAUAAAAUUCUGGGGGAGAUAGUGGGUGAAGGGAAGAGAAGUAACAGGCUAAUUAUCUUUUGAUGCAAGGUGGUGGUGAAGCAUAACAGGGUUUGACUCCACUCCCCUAUUUGCUAUAAUAAAUAAGGAACUAGUUGUUUCCAGAAAAGGUACAGUUGCUAUUGCAGAACAGUUGCCAGUAGAUUAUCAAAACACUUGGGUGCUUCAGGAUCUCAGAACUCAUUUAGCCAACAUUAGAAACCAAGCAGUAUAAAUACUCGUCUCGUUCCUUAUUGCAGGAUUUUUAACUGGCAACAGGCCAAGCACUGUUUGUAGGUUUUUGGCAGAAUGAAGACAAAUGAUAAGCCUACAUCUUCUCCAGUGUUAAAAUUAAACCAUGUACCAAGCAUUGCUUGAAGAUAAAUUAAAUGGUAAGUUGUGAAUCAGUUCAGUACUUCAAGUUAGUCUAUCACAGCACAUUCCUUUGAUUUUAAAUAGUAAAAAAGAUAAAUAAAUGGGUCUGAGACAGCAUGAAGGUAGGGCAAGAAAAAAGAA
Molecule: messenger RNA, 1786 nt
Organism: Indicator indicator
Lineage: Eukaryota; Metazoa; Chordata; Aves; Piciformes; Indicatoridae
Product: mitochondrial import inner membrane translocase subunit Tim23
Exons: 7
Coding region: 1-621 (206 amino acids)
Biological process (GO): protein import into mitochondrial matrix
Cellular component (GO): TIM23 mitochondrial import inner membrane translocase complex; mitochondrial inner membrane
Molecular function (GO): transmembrane protein transporter activity
Source: RefSeq, a predicted model, not a curated record